AGCGGGAGAGGAGACCAUCAUGUACUCAAGGCUCUGGGGGCCGAUGGUGACCGCGUGGGUGCUCACCAUCGCUCAGCUGCCGCGGGUUUUUGCUUUUAACUUGGACACGCAGAGUCCCAUGAGGAAAAGCGGGGAGGCAAACAGUUAUUUUGGAUUUUCCAUGGCCAUGCACCACCAGCUCCAUCCCUCCGACGAGCGCUUUUUGCUUAUCGGAGCCCCUCGUGCAAAAGCAUUUCCUAUUCAAAAUGCCAAUAUAUCUGGAGGUCUGUACCGAUGUAAAUUUACCACAAGACCUGAUGACUGUGAACGCAUCCCCCUUGACCUUGAAGUUCGUUCAAAGGAGAGGGCAGGAAAAGACCACAGAGAGAAACAGUGGUUGGGGGUUCGUGUGCGAAGUCAGGGUCCUGGCGGAAAAGUAGUGACUUGUGCGCACAGAUAUCAAGACUGGAGUCUUACUAAUCAGGCGGUUUUGGGUAGAUGUUUUGUCAUGGAGCAAGAUCUUAAGUUGGAUCCGGAUGGUGAGGACUCGAGGACAUUUUGUAGGAUUCGUUCAGCAGAGAAACACAUGUUUGGGUAUUGUCAACAGGGCCUUUCGGUAGCAUUUACCAAAGACAGCAAAUACGUUGUUUACGGAGCUCCAGGAGCCUACGAAUGGAAAGGCACUGUGCACAUGGAGCCUGUUGAUGAUUUCUCUUUAGACACCUUUGAAACAGGAGAUCAGUUUCGAUUUAAAGAAGAUCUUAUUCCUGUCGGCAUCAGCAGCCUUUUAGGCUUUUCUUUAGACAGUGGGAUGAACCUUAUUAGGAAAGGAGAGCUGAAUAUAGUGGCAGGUGCUCCGCGCUCAAAUCUCAGUGGUGAGGUUGUGCUGCUGAGACCAGAUGAAAAAUCAUCAUCAAAAAGCUUAACAAUAGAAUAUAUUCUUCAGGGUCCAGGUUUGGCCUCUUCUUUUGGCUAUGACCUCACUGUGCUUGAUCUAAAUGCUGAUGGGUGGGAUGACCUUGUUGUGGGGGCACCCCAGUUUUCCGAAAAAGACAUGGACAAAGAUGUGGGAGGGGCCGUGUAUGUUUACAUCAACCAAGGUGGUGCACGACAAUGGAACCAAAUCAAUCCCGUGUGUCUCACUGGUAAAAGAGACUCCAUGUUUGGAAUAGCAGUGGAAAAUACUGGUGACAUCAAUCAAGAUGGAUACCAAGAUUUUGCAGUGGGCUCCCCCUAUGAAGAUUCUGGAAAUGGUCGAGCGUAUGUAUAUCAUGGUUCACCUACAGGCUUCCACCAAAAACCACAGCAGGUUUUGCAUGCUGGGAACCAUGGUAUUAAAUUGUUUGGCUAUUCUUUGGCUGGAAAUAUGGAUGUGGACAGCAAUGGCUAUCCAGACCUUGCUGUGGGUUCACUCUCAGAUUCUCUACUUAUUUACAGGGCUAAACCCGUGGUUAAUGUUGAAAAGAGCUUAACAUUAACACCUAACAGUAUUGACUUCAAAGCGCAGGACUGCAAGACAAACCCAUGCAUCAUUACAGCACAAUCCUGCUUUUCCUACACUGCACAACCGGCGACAUACAAUCCCAGAAUGAGGAUCAAGUACAACCUAAUGGCCGAUACAGCGCACAUAGCAUGGGGUCUUUCUUCACGAGUGGUCUUUAUAGAUCCUGAACAGGGUUUCCAUGAACUGCCCGGCCAGGGCCAAAAGCAGUGUAUCCAGACCCGGCUCAAAUUGCUGGGAGAAAUCCAGGACAAGCUGACUAGCAUUUCCGUUGGACUAUCAGUUUCUUUGCCACCCGACAGCCCUAAACAAAGUUUCAAAAACUUCCCUGAUCUCCAGCCUGUCCUCAACUCUCUGCAAGAAAACACAACUAAAGCAGAGUUUAUCUUCAUGAAUGCUGGCUGUGGAAGUGACAACAUCUGCAAGAGUAACCUGCAGCUCCAAUACAGCUUCUGCACCAAAGAGCAAGAGCAGGAAAAGUGCAACCCACUAACCAUGGAAAAUCAUAUUCCUGUCAUCUCACCCGGUGAUGAAAAUGUUGCCCUGGAGGUUACUGUAACCAAUAAAGGUGGAGAUGAUGCACAUCAGAGUCAACUAUCUGUGAACUUUCCAGAGUUUCUGCCCUUAUCAGCAAUUGUACUGAAGAAAAACAGUCAAACACAGGUGCAGUGUAAAGCCAAUGAAAAAAGGACACAGGCAGAUUGCCAACUUGGAAAUCCUUUUAAAAGAGACUCGGAGGUUUCAUUCUUUCUGAUACUAAAUACAGACAGGCUUUCUUUGACAAUAACAGGGGCUAAUGUUACUAUGUCACUCAAAACAAUAAGCGUUCAAAAUAUCCCACUAGUUGUCGCAGAGGCAAAAAUUGUCUUUGAAAUGCACCUGGAAGUCUUUGGUCUUGCCAAACCUUCCCAACUGUUUUUUGGAGGAGAAGUGAGAGAUGAGAAAACAAUUAAAUCAGAAGAUGAAAUUGGUUCAUUGGUUCAGUAUGAGUUUAGGAUUGUUAAUAUUGGGCGGCCCCUGAAGUCAUUCACUUCUGCUGUGCUGAACAUCCAGUGGCCCAAAGAAACCAAAGAGGGAAAAUGGCUUCUGUACCUUGUGCAGAUCACUGGACGAGAACAAAAAAAAAUCAUUCCCUGUACGCCUGCAGAAGAGAUUAACCCAUUCAAAAAGAGUAAGGCAUUAAACAGAGAAAGGCGGGAAAUGGGCCGUGAAUCAGAACUGGAGGCCUUCAGCACCGAUAGCGGAUUUCUGUCUGUUUUUGGAAACUCAAGAAAGUACAAAACCCUGACGUGUGCUGAUGAGUUAAAAUGUGUGGAGAUAAAGUGCCCUCUUCAGGCUGUUGACAGUACUGCAGUUAUUGUUCUUCACUCUCGCUUAUGGAACAGCACUUUUCUGAAGGAGUAUAGCUCACUGAACUAUUUGGAUAUUGUACUGGAUGCGUCUUUGAGCCUUAAUGGUACUACUGAGAACAUUGGGAUCCGACCAUCUAAGACAAAGGUGAGGCUAACUGUUUUUCCUGAGAAGAAACCAGCUUUGCUUAGCCGGGUCCCGUGGUGGGUCAUUCUACUCAGUGUAGUGACUGCAUUGCUGUUAACAGUCUUGCUGGCAUACCUUUUAUGGAAGUUAAAUUGCUUCAAGUGUGAAAUGUGUAACGACAAGACGAAAAUGAAAUAAGCCAUCAACGAAGGACAACUAAGGAAGUGUCUUAAAACAGUGCAAGACAUUUCGCUGAUUCUGUGGGGGGUUUUGCGCAGGUCAAUAAUAAAUCUUCAUUUUUCUUAUUUCUUUUUUUUACAUAUAUCAGCAUUUUUCUACUGUUGUUGUAAAUGAACAUUUAAAAUGAAUAGUUAAAUUAUCUACAAAUAAAAUCUUAAUUUUUUCAUAAAA
Messenger RNA from Misgurnus anguillicaudatus (oriental weatherfish), 3367 nucleotides. RefSeq names its product integrin, alpha 6, like (gene itga6l). Lineage: Eukaryota; Metazoa; Chordata; Actinopteri; Cypriniformes; Cobitidae. Gene Ontology annotation, biological process: integrin-mediated signaling pathway; cell adhesion mediated by integrin; cell-matrix adhesion. Gene Ontology annotation, cellular component: external side of plasma membrane; integrin complex. Gene Ontology annotation, molecular function: integrin binding. The record is from RefSeq and is a predicted model, not a curated record.